GACACAGCAGGUGGCGCUGUUGGCUGAUAGCCGACAUUGUAACUAGAGAAGAACAACCAAGACCGUGUAGCAGGGCGGAAGCUAGCAGCUAGCUAAUAUUUACAAAGUAAGAAUGAUUUUAAAAGGCGUUAACGUUUUCCCGCUUGUGAGUCUAAGUUCUUGAGCAUUUGAAGGAGCUAACGUUUUGUCAGUUCACUGUACGGAAAACCUCACAUUGACUCUACUAAGCCUGUGGCCACUCAGCAUGGAUAAAACGUUCAGUCAAUGGAAAAAGCAGUGUCUGAGCAAAGUGGACCUCAGUAAGAAGGGCAGUGUGGAUGAAGAUAUUGAACACGUAGUGUCUCUGAUCAACAGCUGUGAGGAGUACUUCACCACCAGCUCCUGCUCCGGGCGAAUCAUCCUCGUCGAUGCGGCUCCAGAGAACAGUGAUGUCCAGAAACAGAACUGUAUUUGGUUGUUCGUCUCACACCAAAACUGCACAUCGGAUGACAUGAUGUCUGGUCUGGCCAAAUCCAGUGGAGAUGCUGUGUUGAAGUUCGAACCCUUUGUACUCCAUGUUCAGUGUAGGAGGCUGGAAGAUGCACAGCUAAUGCAUUCAGUGGCCAUCAACUCUGGCUUCAGGAACUCUGGUCUUACAGUCAGCAAGACAGGAAAGAUCAUCAUGGCAGUCCGUAGCACCCAUGGUCUGGAGGUUCCUCUGAGCCAUGAAGGAAAGCUCCUGGUUGGACAUGAAUACAUCCAUUUCUUAACUCAGAUAGCCAAUCGGAAGAUGGAGGAGAACCUCAGACGAAUCCACAGGUUCUACCACAAUCUUCAGUCAGCUGUGACAACAGAGAGAUUACAAAAACUACAAAUCCCUGGUCCUCCCAGCUCACAGGAACUACAGUGUUCCCCUAACAGAGUGGAGACAGAAGAGGAGAAGAACAAAAUAAGCAUGUAUAGACGAAGGCGGAAGAGAGAACAGCAUCAGACUGGCUGUUACCAUGGUGACGCAUCCACCAGUGUGCAAGAGCAGGAUUACUGUCUGGAUCUGUUCACGUGAAGUGGUGGUUCUGCACAUGCUCAGUGUUUCAUCAGUUGGGUAGUGCUGGUGCUCAUUGUGACUGCUUUAGUGCUGUUUAUUAUAUGACUGAGAGCAGCGGCCUCCAUUACAGAGUAAUGUGCUGCCAUGCAGCAGGGUCAGCCUGCCUACAGACUGAUCCAGCUGCUGGAAUAGCAAAGCUGUUGUUUCUGUGGGAUCUCAACAUGGACAAAACUGCUACAAUAAUGUGAGCUGUAAUAAAAAGCAAUAAGUAUAUUUUUUACACAUAAGGAGAAUCAUUUAGUUUCAUUCUAUUCCAAAUAUGAAACAGUCCUUAUUCCCAGUUUUAGUCCUAGUAGUCACAAGUACGAGAUAUAACAGAAACUGUUAGUGCAGUUCAGCAUUAUCACUGGCUGCUGUUUACCGGCCACUCCAGCUCCAGGCAGGUUUUGGUGGAGCUUCUGUUAAUAAUACUCAUCAGUGAAGUUAUUCUUCAAUGCACUCAAAUGUUUUUUUUCAUCCACACUGCAAAACAAUUAAAUGCUUCAUUGUCUGAAUUAGCCAACCUUUGUGGCCAUUGCU
Messenger RNA from Monopterus albus (swamp eel), 1603 nucleotides. RefSeq names its product tRNA-yW synthesizing protein 3 homolog (S. cerevisiae) (gene tyw3). The transcript has 6 exons. Lineage: Eukaryota; Metazoa; Chordata; Actinopteri; Synbranchiformes; Synbranchidae. Bases 245 to 1042 code for a protein of 265 amino acids. The record is from RefSeq and is a predicted model, not a curated record.